AGUCUUGUUUUAAGAAACAAAAACAGUGCGAAUCAGAAGAAGAAAGAAAAAGAAGAAAGAAGAAGCAAUUUCCCAUCCAUGUAAAGGAACGCGAGAAGGCCCAAAGCUUUACUACUUGGAAUCGAGCAUUCUGCUGCUCCUCUCAAUCUUGCAUCUCUCAUGGAUUCCCUCUCCAAUCUCUUCCUCCAAUUCUGACCUAAUUAGGAUCGCCAAAAUCUUAGCUUUCCUCUGAGCCGACAAGAAGACCACUCCCGAUGAGAAGUGGAGCGUCAAAGUCUCCACCUUUGAGCUCCAAUCCCGAUCCCUCGCCAUGCCUUUCUUCUUCUUCCAAUCACUCCCCUGCCUCCGACGACUCCUCUAGCCGCUGCGAGGGCCUCGACCUGCUGGUGCUCGCUGUGAUCGAAAUCUUUGGGGACAGAGUUUUCGAGAAGGAGCGCAUUGGGAGGAGCGGAGGCGGCGAGGCGGCGGCGAAGAACGGGAGAAACGAGGCGAGGGAGGAAGAGUUUGCAGGCGGAUUGAAGCGGAAAGGGAAUAGAAGGGAAUCGACAAUGCCUUCUAGGUUCAAGGAUUCUGUGUUGCAGCCAUGGAAGCGGAGCACCCGCCGGCGACUGAGCGCCGGCAAGCGAUUGGAUUCGGGGCUUUUGGCACCAAGAAGCAUGUUGAUACGAGUGCAUAGGAAAAUCCAAAUGGGAGCUUUGUUGUUUGCGUCACUGGCUUGUUGACCUUUUCUAUCUCACAUCGACGGGAGCUUCGUGUAAUUGACUGCUCUUAUCACUUGGCUGCUCUUAUUACUUGGUGUAUCGAUGAAUGUUGCUUAGCAAUUGAGUUGUCAGAAUUUUUGUUUCUUGCUACCUUUCUUACCAUGCUCAAAUC
Messenger RNA from Zingiber officinale, 873 nucleotides. RefSeq lists its product as uncharacterized. The record is from RefSeq and is a predicted model, not a curated record. Bases 255 to 722 code for a protein of 155 amino acids. The transcript is spliced from 3 exons. Lineage: Eukaryota; Viridiplantae; Streptophyta; Magnoliopsida; Zingiberales; Zingiberaceae.